Scleropages formosus (Asian bonytongue) is the source of this 1579-nucleotide messenger RNA. RefSeq names its product adhesion G-protein coupled receptor G5-like. NCBI's taxonomy places the organism in Eukaryota, Metazoa, Chordata, Actinopteri, Osteoglossiformes, Osteoglossidae. Bases 9 to 1502 code for a protein of 497 amino acids. The transcript has 12 exons. Gene Ontology annotation, molecular function: G protein-coupled receptor activity. Gene Ontology annotation, cellular component: plasma membrane. The record is from RefSeq and is a predicted model, not a curated record. Gene Ontology annotation, biological process: adenylate cyclase-activating G protein-coupled receptor signaling pathway; cell surface receptor signaling pathway.
CUCUUCACAUGAUCGCUAAGGAUGAAGACCUGGUUUGGGACCAUGUUAUACAUGAUUUUACUCCGUUUGAAAGUGCCAUGCAAAAACUAGAGUUCAUUCCGGAGAGAGUCUGUACUGAAGGCCCCGCAACUAUAAUAACCAAUGUUUUAGCAGCACAACUGCACAAGGCUGGUGUGGACUUUGCUGGCCUGGAUAUUUAUGCCAGUCUGAGAAAUGUGUCCACAUAUCAAGAUGAGGUGAAGAACAUCUCAGUCCAUGUUCAGCUACCCAAAUCUGUCUUGGGUCCUCAAGACUAUGACAAGAUCAUACAAUUCUGCUUGAUCACGUUCCCCAACCAGACUGAGGUUCUCUACGGUCAGUUGGUGGGACUGGACAUCAGACACACACGAAUCUCAGGGCUAACUGACCGUAUCAAUAUCACAAUGAUGUUGAAUAGGCCCUCAGCCCUUCUAGAGAAGGAAAAAGUGCCACAGUGCAACUUUUAUAAUUUCACUGCAAAAGGAUAUAGCACAGAAGGCUGCUUGACGAAAUGGGAGGAGCUGGACAACCAGAUCACCUGUUCCUGCGAUCAUCUCUCCUACUUUGCUGUGUUAAUGGUGUCUUCCACCGUCUCAGUUUUGGACCGACAGGUUAUGACCUACAUCACUCUGGUGGGCUGCAGCCUGUCCCUCUUAUUCAUGAUGGUGGCACUGAUCAUUUUCAGCAGACGGAAGGCCGGCGCCGACGUUUCUCUGAAGGUUCACCUGAACCUCAUGCUGGCGCUCGUCCUGCUCAACGUCCACUUCUUGCUGUCGGGGCUGGUGGCGGCGCUGCUGCCCUUCGGCUUUUGCGUCUCCGUGGCCGCGCUCCUGCACUACUCGCUCCUCGCCGCGUUCACUUGGACGGCAAUCGAGGGCUUCCAUCUGUACUUGCUGCUGGUCCGAGUCUUCAACAUAUACAUCAGGAGGUACCUGCUCAAGCUGUGCUUGGUGGGCUGGGGGUUCCCUGCGGUCGUCGUGGCUCUGGUUGCCAUAAUCAAGAAAGAAGUUUAUCAGCGUGUGAAACUGCUGUCCGAGGACGACACCGCCGACGUCUACAUGUGUUACCUGGCAGAUAUGACGGUGAAGCUGGUGACCGUCGUGGGCUUCAUUGGCAUCAUACUCGUGUUUAACCUGGGCAUGCUGAUGGUGGUGGUCCGGCACGUAUGCAGACGCCGCGUUGGUUUCGGCCCGGCUGAGAAGAGCGAGGCCCGGAGGAGAUGUUGCAGCCUUUUGGGUAUCACCAGUGUGCUGGGCAUCACCUGGUGCCUGCCGUUCUCCUGCAUCAGAGACACUACCUGCUCGCUGCCUGUGCUGUACCUCUUCUGCAUCUUUAACUCACUGCAGGGGUUCUUCAUCUGUGUCUGGCUGUUUGUCUCCAAGCGGAAGGCUGGCCAGAUGCCCCAAAGCAAUGACGGCCAGACCUUCAAGACCCCCUCUCUAAUGGCAGAUCAAAAAUCACAGGGCCAAUCUAUGCAAGAGUAGAUUAUCAACAAUGACUGUAAUAACAGCAUAUUGUGAUUUAAAAAGAGCCUCCUUCCACGGUUUAUUGUGGAUCAAAC